AUGGCGACCCAUCUCCCUACAGAGCUCCUGCAGUCGAUUCUGCUCUCUCUCGACCUCGAAUCGUUCUACUCGGCCCGCCUCACCUGCAGUUCCUGGCACCAUGCGGCGUCCAAUCCAUUUAUCCUGCGAUCAGCCCUGGCGGAAGCACCUGUGUCUCUGCCUGCAACCACCCAGGACACGCUCACAGCGACACAAGCCUGGAACACCUACUUGACACAAUUCGCGCACCGAACCCUCCUGGACCGGCGCCUCGGCGUUGAAAAACAAGCAUCCAAGCGUCUUCUCCCAGCAGGGUACAGCAGCCCCAGCACCACCGUAGCGCUCUCCCCGGACGGCACCAAGGUCGUCGCCCUCAAAGGCGCCCGGAUCAUGCUCCACGACUUCCACCGCGACACAUGCACCUCUUCCUUCGCCCUCUCGCGCUCCCUGUACCCGGUCUGGGCCUGCGUGUGUCGUGCUCUCGUCUAUGGUGCCGGCGCUGGCGCUGGCACCAGCCCCCUCGCGUUCAGCGAGCGGUACGCAAAGUCCCAUAUCGCGCUCUCCAGCCGCGGUGACCUCGUCGCCGUCGCGCUGGGCCGCACCAUCCAGAUCUACGACCUGGCGGAGAAGACGCUCGCGCAGCCCCCGGCGGAAUUCGUCCUCGGCGACAAGACCACCGAGUUCGUCGUCGCCCCGCCGCCGCAGACGUACCAGGAGACAGACGGCGUCGUCGAGUCCGUCGCCUUCGCCGGCGACGAUGACCUGCUCCUCCGCGUCGUCAUCGGCAGGGAGUCCGGCUCCAGUGCGCACAUUCGAGUCCGGUACCUGGGCGACCCGGCCCGCGCCUCCUCCACAUCCACCAGCGCAGAGUCAGACGUCGCCUCAAACACCGAGCGCGACCGCGACCGUCUCGCCUAUUGGCGCGCCAACCUCAACCGCAUCUACCUCGACUCCGCCGCGCUGGCCGCCUCCCUCUCGCAACCCACAUACUCCGAACCCAUCUCGCUAACGGGCCUUCUCGUCCUCCCCAACUCCCUCGCCUCCCGCCUAUCCCCAUACCCUACUGAACCCUCAUACACAUACUUCCUCUGCGCCCUGCACCAAGGCUUCAAAAACAGCUACUGUCUCGCCCGCACACCCACACCAUCCACGACCUCCACAUCCUCCCAACCUCCAGCACCACCAACAAUCCUCUUUACCUUCCCCACCCGCCCCAGCGACCCCAACCACCUCUCCACCGACAAACUCCUCGCCGCCACGACCCCGGAAUCCACCUUCACGCAGCACAUCCGCUCCCUCUCGCACCAGCGCUGGGACGUCGCGAACCUGCCCGCCGCGACGGCCGCCGCGCCCGUGCUGGCCGUCGCGGACGACGGCGCCCUCUUCGCGGUGUAUGAGCCCGGGGCCGGCCACUCGUACCGCGGGAGCGGGGGCGCGGUGUAUGUGUAUAGUCUGGCGGGGGUGGGGGGUGGUCCAACGGAAGGCGAGCGCGAGGAGAUCCCGGCGUGGUCGUUCCUGUUGGAUAUUGUGGAUGUGGAGGUGGAGGGGAUCCGGGUGACACGGGAGCCGGAGCGGGAGAGUGAAAAGUCGGAAUGGGGGGGUGGACGGCGGGCGUCGUAUAUGAUUACUGCUAUUGCCGGGGGGAAGUUGCUGGAGUGGAGGUUGAAGUGA
Molecule: messenger RNA, 1650 nt
Organism: Aspergillus clavatus NRRL 1
Lineage: Eukaryota; Fungi; Ascomycota; Eurotiomycetes; Eurotiales; Aspergillaceae
Product: F-box protein
Exons: 1
Coding region: 1-1650 (549 amino acids)
Molecular function (GO): protein binding
Source: RefSeq, a predicted model, not a curated record